GCGGAGCAGAAGAGCGGACGAGGCCGCCCCAGGGCGCCGGGGCGCAUGCGUGGCGGUGGGCAGCAAGAUGUCAGCGCAGGGGGAUUGCGAGUUUCUGGUGAAGCGAGCCCGAGAGCUGGUGCCGGGAGAUCUAUGGGCGGCUAAAGCCUGGCUCAUCACGGCACGGAGCCUCUACCCCGCCGACUUCAACAUCCAGUACGAGAUGUACACCAUCGAGAGGAACGCUGAGAGGACGGCGUCGGCAGGCAGGCUGCUCUACGACAUGUUUGUGAAUUUUCCAGACCAGCCUGCAGUGUGGAGGGAGAUCAGUGUUAUUACAGCAGCGCUGAGGAAUGACUCGCAGGACAAGCAGACACAGUUUUUAAGAGGACUAUUUGAAACCCUUCCUGGUCGAGUGCAGUGUGAAAUGUUACUGAAGGCCACAGAGCAGUGUUUUAACACGCUAGAAAGGGCAGAAAUGCUACUGCUACUUCUACGACGCUUCCCAGAGACUGUGGUACAGCAUGGGGUAGGCCUUGGAGAAACGUUAUUGGAAGCUGAAAAUAUUGAAGACCAAGAAUCCCCAGUGAAUUGUUUUAGAAAACUGUUUGUGUGUGAUGUUCUUCCUCUAAUAAUUAACAACCCUGAUGUUCGACUUCCUGCCAGCUUGUUAUAUAAAUACCUAAAUAAAGCAGCAGAAUUUUAUAUUAACUAUGUAACUAGAUCUACACAGACAGAAAGCCAGUAUCAAGGUUCACAAGAUUCAUCCGAUCUUAUGUCUCCAAGCAAACGUAGCUCUCAGAAAUACAUAAUAGAUGGUCUUACAGAGAAAUCAUCCCAGAUUACAGAUCCUUGGGAGAGGCUGUUUAAAAUAUUGUCUGUGGUGGGAAUGAGAUGUGAAUGGCAAAUGGAUAAAGGAAGAAGAAGUUUUGGAGAUAUUUUACAUAGAAUGAAAGACCUCUGCAGAUACAUCAGUAACUUUGAUAGUGAUGCACAUGCUAAAUACAAGAAUCAAGUAGUGUAUUCUACAAUGCUGGUCUUCUUUAAAAAUGCAUUCCAGUACGUCAGCAAUAUCCAGCCAUCUCUCUUCCAAGGCCCAAAUGCUCCAAACCAAGCCCCACUGAUUCUUCUUGAGGAUGUGACCAGUGUCUAUGGCGAUACAGAUAUCGAUCGUAACAAACACAUACACAAAAAGAGGAAACUUGCUGAAGGAAGAGAAAAAACAAUGCAGAGCUCAGAUGACGAGGAUCCUUCUGGGAAGGUGCGAAGUCGUCAUAUUGCAGUUAAUAAGGCAGACCUUGCAAACUCCAUUGAAGUACUAGAGAGCUUUAAACUGGCAAGAGAGAGCUGGGAGCUGCUCUGUUCACUGGAAUCACUUGACAAAGAGUUCACCAGAAUUUGUUUGUCUUGGAAGACUGAAACCUGGCUUUGGUUAAGAAUCUUUCUUACGGACAUGAUUAUUUACCAGGGACAGUACAAAAAAGCAAUUAGCAGCCUGCAUCACUUGGCAGCUCUUCAGGGUUCUCAUUCUCCACAACAAAUUACAGGGCAAGGAUCACUAGAAAAUCAGAGAGCGCUAAUCCAGUUAGCAACGUGCCACUUUGCCCUUGGAGAGUACCGGCAAACAUGUGAAAAGGUGCUUGACCUCAUGUGCUGUAUUUUACUUCCAAUACAAGAAGGAGGUAAAGUACAGGAGGAGCAACCUAAAGUAAAGUCUAAAUUCAGAAAAGGGUCUGAUUUGAAGCUUUGGCCGUGUACUAGCAGAGCUAUCAUGCCUUACUGCCUUCAUCUGUUAUUAGCUUGUUUCAAGCUCAGAGCUUUCACUGACAACAGAGAUGAUACGGCCUUGGGCCAUGUGAUUGUUCUGCUUCAGCAUGAGUGGCCAAGGGGUGAAAACUUGUUCCUGAAAGCCAUCAACAAAAUCUGCCAACAAGGGAACUUCCAGUAUGAGAAUUUUUUCAACUACGUCACAAAUAUUGAUAUGUUGGAAGAAUUUGCUUAUUUAAGAACACAGGAGGGUGGAAAAAUCCAUCUGGAACUGUUGCCAAAUCAAGGAAUGCUGAUCAAGUCAGUGUAUUCCGGCUGUUUACUUUAAGUAGAACUGGGCUAAAGUUCUCAAAAAUGGGAGCCUAACAUAAAGUAACAGUGCCCAAAUUUGAAUGAGUAAGUCAGUUUUCCAGAGUUCUCUUUUAAGCCCUUGGUUUUCAAACUCUCUACUCUUGCUGUAUCUCACUGCUUGUAGCGGAUGCAUGAAAACAAAAAUCAGGGUGUGCUGCUUUAUGUAUGAUGUUACAUAAUAGUCUUUGCCAGCAAGAGCAUUCUGCACUGAAGGCCACACCUGCUAAAUUCUUGGCUGCUAUCUCUAGUUAGUUUUAAUGGUUUAGUGCUAUUUCACUGGAUCACUGCUUUUACUUUUAAUUUGCAUGACAGCUGUUACUUAUUGUUCUGACUUCACCAGUCAGAACAGGUAGUGAGCAGUGCUUCUAGUUAGACAGAAAUUUCUUUGCCCUCCUUCUGACCAGCGUUAUGUUUUUUGAAUGAUGGCAAAUGCUUGGAGAAGUCCAUUUCUUUGUGCUUAUUUUACUACCAUGGUCAAAUAUCCUGUCCAGCUGGAAAAGGCUAAAAGUAAAGUGUCUCUUAUGUGCUUGAGAUCCAUCAGAGGUGAAACACUUUGUCAGAGAGCUGAGCGGGAAAAGAUGACAUCUAGUCCCUGGUACCCCAAAUAUUUCUUUAGCUGGACUGGUUUUGAGGGUCAGAAAUAGUGCCAACAGUGUUGACCUCGGUGGCAUUGAUUAACUUACUUGCCUCCUCCAGCUGAGCUUCUAAUCAAGUGUGCCAGCACAGCUCUGUUUCCUGGGACAUUACCUAUCUACCACUAAAUGGUUUGCAGGCUGAAAUCUGCACACUGGCUUUCAUCUUUCAAAAGUCUCAGCAGUUCUGGUUGUUCGAGCUGCUGCACCAUCUUCCCAGUGACUGCAGAGGCAGCUCAGACACUGUUCAUGCACAGGAGGACACUCAUGGUUUUUGCCAUAGCAGCCCAAAGACAAAAAUCAUCCUUUUGCCUGAUCUUUUCUCAGAAUAAAUGAGUGUAGCAAUCCCAUGUCAUAAUUAACAGGAUGACAGGUAUGUUUUUUGUAACGCUGAGCUUUUGUAUUGUGAAUUCUUAUAGAAAGUUUUCUUUCCAGGUGAAUUCUACAUUCUUAUACCAAUAUUUUCCACAGCACCUUACACCUCAGGGGAGACCAUUCCUUUUUCUGAACCCAGGAAGUUUUAAAACCACACUGGUUUUAAAAAGUUGACGUUUGGUCUUGGUAGUCAGGUUCAGCAAAAUGUAAUAUACAGCUUGUGAGGUUUCCCUUUCAUUGUAUCUGUUGUGGGAAUAUGAGGCUCCACAGUUUGAGUUUCAUCCUGUGGUAGUAGAGCCAGCUCAUUGUUUGCACAGCCAGCAAGACUUCUACAGUGAGCUCUGAAUUCUGCUAUUAUUUGCCUUUAAAUUCCAUUGUAGACAAGAUGUGUUUCAUAGUUGUACUGAUUACCCAUGGCAGUCUUAGCUAGUGAGGUUAGACAGGAAAAGAACAGUAUGCCGGAAGUGGCUGAUUGAUAUAAUGCUCCUAUUUUUGAUAAUCUCAGUCUAAUUAGACUGAUCAU
Coturnix japonica (Japanese quail) is the source of this 3627-nucleotide messenger RNA. Lineage: Eukaryota; Metazoa; Chordata; Aves; Galliformes; Phasianidae. The record is from RefSeq and is a predicted model, not a curated record.